ACGCUGGGCAGGACUGAGACAAAUAAUCCAAUCAUUAGUUCACCAACACCGCUGAUGUCUUGCUUACAGUCCCUGAGAGAUGACUUCACUCUGAGGCCGUUUGAGCUCCAGGACACACGGCUUCUCUUUUUGAUGGCGAGCUAAGGAAAAGAAACAUCUAGUCCAAGGAUCGUUCUUAGAAGAUUCCAGCCAGGAACCCCACCACCUGUUCUGUCUGGGCGGAUGAAGCGGAGGUUGUCGCCAUGGGGAGCCAGCUUUGGAAGUGGGCGAAGCAGUGACGCCGCUGCCAUGGCAUCAGGACCUUCAGAUGUGAUGGCCAACCAGGAGCCUGCUGAGGUUGCAGAUGAGUGCUCAGGAAAGAAGAAGUCUAAGUUCCAGACAUUUAAAAACUUCUUUGCCAGGAAGAAGAAAAAGGAGGUGUCUUUAUCAGCGGAUCAGUCAUCGCUUAAAGGCAGCCAGUCGAGCGACGAUAUCAGUAAAACAUCAGAAAACAAAGCACUCAGUCGCUCAGAGAAGGAGAAAGGUUCUGGGUCAAAGAUCAGUCUGGGCAGCAAAGCGUUGUCGCAUGACUCCGUCUUUGUCUCAGAUUCGUCGGACGCAAACGAGGCUCUGGGGGCAUCUCAGGACAGCAUUCAUGGAAAAGUCAAAUCUCUUCAGCUCCAGCUGAAGCAGGCCAUCAAACUGGGCUCUCCUCCAUCUCUGAUGUGUGUUAAGAGGACAGAAGAUGGCGGAACCAUGUCAGAAGAUGACGGUCUACCCUGCAGCCCCCCUGAAUACACUUCACCUCACACAGCCCUGAAUCAGGAUAAGAGGAACAGCUCCAUCAGCCUGGAGGGUAGCGACAGCGAUGAAGACCAGUCAUCCAGAGUUGGGAGCCCCCUUGUGGUGGUUCCAGGGGAUUUCAGUCUACCUGCCAGCCCGUUUGGCUGUCUGGAUAACUCUGCUGCCAAACACAAGCUGGGCCUAAGAAGUAAGGCCUGUAACAGGAGGAAACCUGCCAAUAGACUUGACAUCAAAGCAGAGGAACAUAGCAGGAUGAACGGAUCGUUGAACAUCCUGUCCCCAGAAUCUUUGGAGGCACAAGAGGAUGAGAAGAUAGGAGAUGCAAGUGGAGAUGAGCUGGACCAGAAACUGGAGAAGGAGGAUGAGCCGCCCUUGUUGGGAGAUAAGCAGGAAAGCAUGGAAGGAGAAGAUGUGUUGGAAGAAGAAGACCAGGAUGGUCGGGAGAGUUCCUGUCAAUCAGAGGAGGGCGGUCCAUCCUUUCCAAAGCACAGCACCAGAACCGCCUCUCUGGACAGUCCCAGAGCAACACCAGAGCCCCCUGCUGGCCAGAAAGACGUCUUCGACCAGCAUGUCGUUACAUGUGGAACAGAGGAGAACAUGGAUGGACUAGGAGAGGCUGUGGAAGAAGAUGGCUCCUUCUUACAGGAGGUGCUGAACUCCUUACCUUCUUGUUCCUCGUGCGUGGACUCUGAGGAUGUUGUCCUGGAGAUGAAGGAAGAAGAUAAGGAGCUAGAAGAAGCAGAAGAGGAGGAGGUGAAGGAUCAAGAGCCUGUCUUUCAUCAGGAGGCUCCUUCUGAUGCCCUCCUGUCGGGCCAGACGAGUGUGGAAGAGGAGGUGGAGGAAGCUCCUCAGAGUGGGAGCACUGCUGCUUUCCGUAUACAUGUCCAUGAAGAGGAGGAACGUGAAGAUGGUGAAGAACAGGAGGAGGAGGAAGAGCAGCUAGUCAUGGAAAGAUUCAGUCAUCCUUGUGGCAAAGGAGAGAAAGCGCUGCCAGGGGAAGAGAUACCUGAAGAAGAACAAGCCUUGAUCCAAAGAAGAUCUGACCCACAGGAAGCACAAGAAGUGGUGACAAGUGAUGAAGAAGAGGAGACAACACAGCUGGAGGUAAAGGAGGAUCAGGAGAUGAGAGAGGAGGAGAAAGAGAAGACACAACAGAUGGUAGAGGAGGCAAUAGACGUCAUGGAUAGAACGACUUCUAAAGCAGCGGGUGGAGAUGUUUGCAAUGUUCUCCCAGUCCAAGAGGAAGGGGAAGGUGCAGAUGCACUGGCAGGAGAUGAUGCCACCUGCAACCCACAAGUCAUAUAUGAUGACAGAUUUCCAGAAUCAUGUGAUCAGAAAGCUGACUCCGUAAACGAGAACCAACCCCAUGGAAAUGAUGAAAGAACUGGAGGAGAGGACAGAGCUGUGGUGGGUGAAGACUUAAACCGACAUUUGGAUAAAGAAGAAGGGCUGGAGGCUCAGGACAUUUACAGGAAACAAGACAUGGAUGAAGAUCUAGAGCAGGACAUAUCAAAAGUGAUGCAAACCAGAUCACCCAUGUCUUCUUCCUCUUUGCACUUUGAGUCUUUUUCACCACUAAAUGAGACUCCGACUAAGACCAACCUUCAAAGUGAGACCUUCAGUCCCACUAAGAUCAACGUUCCUUUUGAAACCUUCACUCCCACUAAGACCAACCUUGGAAGUGAGACCUUCAGUCCCACUAAGACUAACCUUCAAAGUGAGACCUUCAGUCCUGCUAAGACCAUCCUUCCAAGUGAGACCUUCAGUCCCACUAAGACUAACCUUCAAAGUGAGACCUUCAGUCCUGCUAAGACCAUCCUUCCAAGUGAGAUCUUCAGUCCCACUAAGACUAACCUUCAAAGUGAGACCUUCAGUCCUACUAAGACCAUCCUUCCAAGUGAGACCUUCAGUCCCACUAAGACUAACCUUCAAAGUGAGACCUUUAGUCAUGCUAAGACCAUCCUUCCAAGUGAAACCUUUACUCCCACUGAGACCAACCUUCCAAGUGAGACCUUCAGUCCCACUAAGACUAACCUUCAAAGUGAGACCUUCAGUCCCACUAAGACUAACCUUCCAAGUGAGACAUUCAGUCCCACUAAUACCAACCUUCCUUGUGAUACCUUCACUCCCACCAAGACCAACCUUCCAAGUGAGACCUUCAGUCCCACUAAGACUAACCUUCAAAGUGAGACCUUCACUCCCACUAAGACCAACCUUCCAAGUGAGACCUUCAGUUUCACUAAGACUAACCUUCAAAGUGAGACCUUCAGUCCCACUAGGACCAUCCUUCCUUGUGAUACCUUCAAUCCCACUAAGACCAACCUUCAAAUUGAGACCUUCAGUCCCACUAAGACUAACCUUCAAAGUAGUCCCCCUAAGACCAUUCUUCUAUGUGAGACCUUCACUCCCACUGAGACCAACCUUCAAGGGGAGACCUUUACUUCCUCUAAAACCAACCUUCCAUGUGAGACCUUCACUCCCACCAAAACCAACCUUCCAAGUGAGACCUUCACUCCUACUAAGACCACCAUUCCAUUUGAGACCUUCAGUGCCCCUGAGACCAGCCUUCAAAGGGAGACCUUUACUCCCAGUAAGACCAACCUUCCAAGUGAGACCUUUUCUCUCACUGAGACUAACCUUCCAAGUGAGACCUUCACUCUCGAUAAGACCAACCUUCCAAGUGAGACCUUCACUCCCACUGAGACCAACCCUCCAAGUGAGACCUUCAUACCCAUUCCGACCACCACUAUCCACAUGAACCUUGUCUCACCUAGUUCAGAGACAGGAAACAAGUUGGCCUUAAAUCUGUCCCCAACUGAAGAACAAUUCAUACCGUCUCAUGAAAUAACAACAGAAUAUGCUGAAGAAGAAACUUACAAAGUGUUAGAAGUGGUUGCUGAUGAGGAACAACAGGUGGAGCAAGUAUUUGAUACAACGGUUGGUGUGGAAAAGGUUACCAUUCCAUCACCUAAGGAAGAAGUAGGGAAAGAUGGUGGUUCCAAUCAGAACAAAGUCUGUUCCACAUUAGCCCCUGCCUGGCAGAGGUCUCUCUCUGGAGGGGAUUCCAAAAACAUUCCAGUGUCUUCCCCAACCCCAUCUGGAGGUGAAGAUGGUGAAGAAACCAUCAAGAAGGACCUCCAUGUGGAUGCACAGUCCCAUACACAUGCGGUAGUGACUUCUGGUAAAACAAACAUGGCUGGUGACAAUGAUGUCAAACCUCAGAAGACUGUGUCUCAGGACCCAGUCAGAGCUCAGACCUCGCCUGUUGCAGCCAAAGAAGAGAGUUCAGUGGUGGUGGAGGGAAGCUACGACAGUCCCUUUGGAGUUCGACUCAGGAAGACAGCAGUUCUGCACAGCUUCAGCUCAGAGGAGGAAAACACAGAGGCACCUGUUGAACCUCCAGCACAGCCUGUCAGCUCUAAAGUCGAGCCAACUGCCAUUGUCAAACCCUCCACAAGUCCAGCAAUCAGCAACAAACCUGCUCUCCCAAAGAAACCAGAUAUUCAUGGAGACAGUGGAGUGAAAACCAAGCGUGUCUCAGAGCCCGUCGCAGUCCGUAAUGUUUCUACUGGGUCUGAGUGUCCUAGCUGGAUCUCUGUGGCCAGACAGAAACAAAAGAUCUAUAAAAAAAACUCGCUGGAUGAAAUGACGGUCAAGAAGGAGGAACAAGACAAGAAGUCUCCACUGCCAACGUACGUCAGCUCUGCUGCAAGGAAAGAACUCGGCAACAAAACGCCUGAAUUCACUGGAAAAGUGAGUUUGUCAGAAAGCAGCAAUCCUCCAUGGCCUGCGGAGAAGGAGGGCAGGAAGUCUCUGUCGCCUCCUACUCCGGUGCCACCUCAGCCUCCUAAAUCCCAAGCACAGUCCUGCCCUGCACCUGCUAAACCACCGGCUCCUCUGGUCACUGCCAAACCUGCAUCCUCCCAUCCAUCCCCAUCCUCCUCCGCUCCGGCUCCUCUGAAAUCUCCCACUAGCGUCAACCCUCCGGUCCUCUCCAAAACCUCCCCCCCGUCCAAGCCCACGCUCACAUCACCUCCUUUUUCAUCGAGAGUCAACCCUCCCCUGCCGGGGCCGAGAGCUCCGGCGCUUUCCGCUCCAGCUUCUGUAGCCCCGCGUGGUCUUCCACCUUCGCCCUUGCCCCAAGAUGAGCCACCUUGGAUGGCUCUGGCCAAGAAGAAGGCCAAAGCUUGGAGCGAGAUGCCUCAGAUCGUUCAGUGACACACCCAGGUGUGCUCCUCUGCUUCAGUGUUGCGCUUUGAAGGCCACUUGACUCUCCACCAACAGCCUGGAUGGACCACACUACGUUUGCACAUUAAGCAGAGCUCUUCUUGCUUCCUUGUUGCUUGUAAGCAUCUGGCAAUCUUCUGUAAAAUGACUCCAAUCACGCUAACCAUUAACAUGUUGUCACGUGGACCUUCAGCCAUACUUUGAGAUCAUAAGGUGCCUAAGUAAGGGAAAGGAUGGAGGCACCUGAAAAAGUACAGAGGAGUUCCAGGACCACACUGAAGGGAAUACAAAGUACAAUUAUGAGGGGAAAACAAUGUAACGGUAUGAGGAAAAGUAAAGUGGUUCUUGGUGAAUGACAAAACGCCCUCACAAAUCUGAAGGGAAAAGUCAGCCACUGUAACUCGCAGCGAUUUCUCACGCAUAAAUGAGUACUUUUUUGUUAAAAAAUACUUAAUUUCUGUCAAAACUGUCCUCAUCUUAACAUCCUGUAUUUUAUGCUCAUAAUAUUACAAAUUGAUUCCACAGUAGGGAAGGGAUUCAUACGGACCCCAUUGCUGGGUGGAUAUUGCGUGCGAGGAAGGGGUGGGAGGGUUAAUCAUUUUUGCAAUGCAGUUUUCUGAAAAUGAUGGAAAGCGCCACUCUACAUAAUAAUAAUAAUAAUGGAUUAGAUUUAUAUAGCGCUUUUCUAGACACUCAAAGCACUUUACAGAGAAGUGAGAACCCAUCAUUCAUUCACACCUGGUGGUGGUAAGCUACAUUUGUAGCUGCCCUGGGGUAGACUGACGGAAGCGUGGCUGCCUACGGCCCCUCCAACGGCAGUGAUUUGGGACGGCAAGAGGCGGGGCGCGAACCUGCAACCCUCAAGUUUCCGGCACGGCUGCUCUACCCACCACGCCAUGCCGCCUCCACAUAGCAACUGACGCCGUGGUCAACGGUGGAAUCGCCACAAAGCAUUCGACACUCUACUGCCAUCCGGCGGCUGAGGUGAAUGAUGCACCCCAGCCCCCGCCCCCAAUUCAUCAAGUUUCAUUUGUCAGAAAAGACGUGACUAAUGGGGCCAUAUGCAUCCCCUUCCGACUGGAAUUGUCAUAAUGAUACAGUUUCUUCAUAAUAUUAAUCAUAUUUAAUAUAGCACCUUUAUUCUUCAUUAUAGGAUAACACAAGCUAUUAGGGGUGUGGGAAAAAAUCAAUUUGAAUUCAAAUCGCGAUUCUCAUGUUGUACGAUUCAGUAUCGAUUCUCAUUUUUCAAAAAAUCGAUUUGUAUUUUUAUUUUUUUAUUAAUCAAUCCAACAAAAUAAUACAAAGCAAUACCAUAACAAUGCAAUCCAAUUCCAAAAACCAAACCCGACCCAGCAACACUCAGAAC
Nerophis lumbriciformis (worm pipefish) is the source of this 6376-nucleotide messenger RNA. RefSeq lists its product as uncharacterized. Lineage: Eukaryota; Metazoa; Chordata; Actinopteri; Syngnathiformes; Syngnathidae. The record is from RefSeq and is a predicted model, not a curated record.